Schistosoma bovis is the source of this 1423-nucleotide messenger RNA. NCBI's taxonomy places the organism in Eukaryota, Metazoa, Platyhelminthes, Trematoda, Strigeidida, Schistosomatidae. The record is from the annotation of a GenBank genome assembly.
CCCAUUGUGAAAAUUAGAACAACAUAUAUCACGUCUCACUAUCAAUCACUUUUACUCAUAACAUAGAUGCACUCGUUCAUCAUAUACUUUAUUUAGUCAUUUUUAUUACAAUUAGUUGCUUAAAUACAAUACCUCGGUAGCUGAUGACAUCACCAGCAUCGACUCAGUAGUUUUAUUCAAAAGUUCUUGUUUCACGUACGAUUAUUUAGCGUUUUAUGAAUUUUUAAGGCAGAUAACUUCAACUUCUCUAAUUUAUCCCAACAAAAGGGAUUAUAGUUUGUGUUUUGUGUGCGGGAUUGUUUACUACGUUUUGAGGUUUUUCGGUGUUUUAAUCUCAGCAAAUAGCUCUUGCUCCUUCAUUUUUUGUGUUGAUUUUCGAUACUUAGUUUGUGUUUUUUUUAGUGUUGUAUACAAUAGUCGUCAAUUGACAAACUUACACGAUGAUUUCUUCUCGUUUCGGGAUAUGCCAGUCAGCUAUUACAAAAUGUAUAAAACAGCAUGCUUUGGCGUAUCACAAGAAUGUCAUAGAUCAUUAUGAGAACCCUCGUAAUGUAGGCUCAUUCGAUAAGAAAGACAUGUCUGUCGGUACUGGUUUGGUUGGUGCACCGGCCUGUGGAGAUGUUAUGAAGCUCCAAAUAAAGGUGGAUGAAAAUGGGAAAAUAAUAGAUGCAAAGUUUAAAACAUUUGGUUGUGGUUCCGCAAUUGCAUCCAGUUCACUGGCAACUGAAUGGGUUAAAGGCAAAACAAUUGAUGAAGCUGCAAAAAUAAAAAAUAGUGAUAUUGCCAAAGAACUAAAACUUCCACCUGUCAAAUUACACUGUUCUAGUAAGUCAGCACCAAUUAAUUUUACGUUCAUUAUUUGUUAACCUAUUCUGAAUGUAGCGUUUCUUUACAAAACAUACAAAUAAGUAGCACAACCUAAGUAAAUUUUAUGAAUUGGAUUGUUAGCUCGAAUCUCUAUAGCUUGUGGUGUGUGUAAAAAAUGAGGACGAAGUAAACUUUGCAUCACUUUGGGUUUAUCAUAACAAUACCUGUUCUUUGGAGUUAAAUCUCUAUCUCUUCAUCCUAAGACAAUUCAAAAAUGUGCUUGCCGAAGAUGCUAUCCAGGCUGCUAUUAAAGAUUACAAGAAAAAGUCUACUUGAGUAUUACUUUAUAUUCACAGAUCAAUUCCAAUCAUAUUCGACGUCAUAAUUUCUCAUUUCACUUGGAUAGACAUUAUUGUAAAUCAUAAGCACUAUAUUGAAAGUAAUUUUGUCAUCUAACAAAUUUAACCAUAGAUACAGAGAUACUCUCAUAAAAAUAAAACUUAUUUUCAUCUACUAAAGAAGUGUUCUUGUUCAUAAAUUUCAUGUUAGAAUGUCUGUAGUUGUUUGUUUAUUUUCGAUAUUUCAAUGUCUUAUAUACAACUCUAUGAUAUUAAUA